This is a messenger RNA of Pseudozyma hubeiensis SY62, 1041 nucleotides long. RefSeq lists its product as hypothetical. Bases 1 to 1041 code for a protein of 346 amino acids. NCBI's taxonomy places the organism in Eukaryota, Fungi, Basidiomycota, Ustilaginomycetes, Ustilaginales, Ustilaginaceae. The transcript has a single exon. The record is from RefSeq and is a predicted model, not a curated record.
AUGGCUUCCCGCAACUCGAACGCGUCUCUAUCACUUUUCCAGCUCGUCGCGCUGGUCGCGGCCGUUUCCAGUCUCUUCGUCGCCGUGGUCGAUGCCCACGGAUAUGUCACCUCCCCUGCUUCGCGCGCCUACAUGUGCAAGCAAGGAUCGGCCAAGGACUGUGGCGAGAUCCAGUACGAGCCACAGUCGGUCGAGGCGCCCAAAGGUCUUCCCUUCAGCCGCAGCGGUGAUGGCAAGCUCUGCUCAGCUGGUCUGAGCCAGUUCUCCCAGCUCGACCGUCAGGGCAAAGGCGCUUGGCCCACGACCAAAACCAACAACAUCAAGUCCUUCUCCUGGACUUUCACCGCACAGCACGCCACCACCGACUUCAAGUACUACAUCACCAAGGCUAACUGGGACUCGUCCAAGACCGGCGGCCUUUCGUCCAGCGACUUUGAGUCUAGUCCCUUCCUCACCGUACCCAUGGGCGGCAAGCCUCCGUCCGCCUCGGAGACCCAUGACCUCUCCCAGGCUUUGCCAUCGCGUUCCGGCUACCACGUUGUCUACGCUGUGUGGACCGUCAGCAACACCGAAAAUGCCUUUUACCAGUGCAUGGACCUCGACUUUGCCGGCAGCAACAGCAAUACUGGUGGAGGUUCGUCGCCCAGCGCUUCUACUCCAUCGCCUUCUGCCACCUCCACGGCGGUCAGUCCCAGCGGAACGGCAUCCGGCAAGUCUCCUACCUCGCCUUCUUCUGGCUCCACCUCUUCCGGUUCCGAUGAUGACAACGGAGACGACUCUGGCGAUGCCAAUUCUAGUGAUGGCUCUAGUGGUAGCUCCAGUGAUGUCAGCGAUGUCUCCAGCGAUAACUCUGGCAACGCUUCGUCCUCUGACGACAGCGGGAGCUCUGGCGCGACUACUCCCAAGCCUAAGAGCCACGCCUCGCAGGGCAGCAGUUGCCGCAUGAGGAAGCAACGACGUGCCCCGAGCGCUUCCGUGCUUGCUGCUCGCGGCGAUUACCGACGUCGCAAGGCCCACAUGCGCCGCGCCCAACACAUCUGA